AUGUUUGUUGUCAACGGCAAGAGUUCAUCAAGACAUUUCCCAAAAGCCAUGUUGAAUAACGAGAAUGAUGCAGUCAUCCAAGAACUGAGUCAUUAUGCCACAUGUUUGAAGACGGAAGUUGAAUAUUUAAGAAAGGAAAACAGGAAGCUUCAACAACAAGUGCUAAAGUUGACAGAGCGGUUUGACUUGGAGACGUAUUUCUUGAAAGGAGUAUUGAGAGAGAAACAUAGUAGAAUUGCUGUAUUGAAUGAUCUUCUUCAUAGAGCAAAAGCAGAGAAGGAAAAGUUUGAAACAGAGAAAGCAAAUGUUGUCCAAAUACUGAAGAAGCAGCAACAAGUGUUUCAGGCAAAAAAUGGCAGAAUCCUCCAGCUUGAAGAGGAACUUGGUAGAAACCGGGAUGCUCAAGAAGCAUGUGUGGGCUUUGGUUAUAGUCGUGAGGAUGUGUCAGAAGCUGUUCUAGUAUGGGGAAGAAUAAAUCCAGGUUACAAGGCUGAAGACUUAAUGAAAAUACUGAUUGAAAGAAAUAGAGAAUGGCAUGAAGGAGUGGUCACUGAGGAGAACCAAAUGGAAACUGAAGGAGCAGUUGGUGGUCAAGAUGAGCUUUGAAAGAAAGGAAGAAUGAAGAAAUCAGAUCUUGCUGUAUAAUAACUUGAUGUUUAUUUUGAUGACAAACAAGCAUGUGCAGUAGACUUACUACUUCUUUCGAAGUAGGAGCUAAAAUUUACACAGGGAAUAAAGCACUUUUCUUAUUCACACUAGGUAACCCGAUAUGUUCGGCGCAGGAUCGAUACAUAGAUUUGAAAAUUUUAGUAGUGUUAGUAUUCUCAUUAUUUUGGUCUAUAAAAAUAUAUAUCCAAUAAAACCAACCUUACACUUUAAGCAAAAACGGCGAAGUUAAAUGUGAAACUUUACACCAAUUUCAGCAUUUUUAAAGUUUAUAGCCACAUUUCUUUGAAAAUAUUGCAAAACAAAGCCAACAUCUUUAAGGACUGUAUUCAUCAACCUU
Messenger RNA from Mercenaria mercenaria, 1006 nucleotides. RefSeq lists its product as uncharacterized. The transcript is spliced from 5 exons. The record is from RefSeq and is a predicted model, not a curated record. The coding region runs from base 1 to 606 and encodes 201 amino acids. NCBI's taxonomy places the organism in Eukaryota, Metazoa, Mollusca, Bivalvia, Venerida, Veneridae.